UUUGUGAUCUCGCGAUAAUGGAAUUAGAAAAUAUUUUACAAGAAAUCAAUUAUUACGACGAUUUAGAUCAUUACGACGAUUUGUUAUGGCAAGAUGCGUAUCGUUUGCCAAAAGUUUAUAUCAGGGACGCCGAAAAUCGCUUUGAAAUGCGAGCGGAUCGGUUCCAGAAAAGAUACAGAUUCUGCCAAGAAUCUGUAUUGUUUAUAACAUCGUUACUGAGAAGUGACUUAGAAAAACAGGACAACAGAGGUCUACCGAUUGCUCCGGAAAUAGCAGUUUUAUUAACUCUGAGAUUUUAUGCUACAGCGUCAUUUCAGAUAGUCUGUGGAGACUUACUGCACAUAUCACAGCCUACCGCCUCAAAUAUUAUUACGAAGGUUUCAAAGUUGCUAGCUCAAUUGCAUACACACUACAUAAAGUUUCCCCGAGGAGCAGAGGCUAACAGAAACAGAGAAUUGUUUAAAGAGAUGGGUAGACAUGGACAGUGGCCUGGACUUCCCGGGAUCGAUGGAGCUAUUGACUGUACCCAUGUUAAAAUUGUAUCAACACCAGGGUGCCAGCACCAUGAAGUCUUUAGAAAUAGGAAAUCAGAUUUUUCUAUUAAUGUCCAGGUUGUUGCAGGGCCCCGCAGGGAAAUAUUAGACAUAGUAGCCAGAUGGGCAGGCAGCAUGCACGAUUCUAGGAUAUUUCAAAUGUCAUCAGUUUACAUAAAAUACACGCAGGGUAUUUUAAAUGGAAGACUUGUCGGAGACAAUGGGUAUCCUACACUACCUUUUGUUCUCACACCUAUAAGACCUGCCCCCGAAGAUGCUCCCUCAGUACGGUACAAUAGAGCUCAAAUAAAAACCAGAAAUGUUGUGGAAAGAACAUUCGGCAUUUGGAAGCGGAGAUUUCCCUGUUUAUCUAGAGGCCUAGGUAACAAACUGUCAACUGUUUCUCAUAUAAUUGUAUCAUGUGCGGUAUUACACAACUUGUCAUUAAUUUUAAAUGAUGUCAUGGUUUUUGAUGAGAAUCAGAAUGAUGAACAAGAAGAAACAGAUAGUUUAAUACCAAGCACUAGCACUGGAUUUUUAAAAUUAGAAAAUGGCCCCGAUUCCUGCAGACAUCUCUUAAUUUUACUUUAAGUUACACCUGUCAUUUUCUUAUCCGCCGAAAAGGAAAGGGACGGAUGAUUGACAGCUCUUAAUUUUAGGAAGAAUGAGUAAAUAAAUGAAUAACCCGGGCGAAUUUUUAGACGGUUGUUUUAGAUUUGUGCUUAAAAUUGACGUGUGUUCCAUAAAUUUUAUGCUUGUCGAUUACCCGUCCCUUUCCUUUUCGGCGGAUAAGAAAAUGACAGAUAUAACCUAAAAUAAAAUUAGAUGGUAUUUACAGGAAUUAGCACCAUUCAAUUGUUGAAAAUUAUUACCAAUAAUCUUUAUGAGCAGUGCUUUGUGAUUGAAUAGUAUUUGAAAUUAUUUAAUAAAACAUAUUUUAUAUAUUGA
This is a messenger RNA of Pectinophora gossypiella (pink bollworm), 1481 nucleotides long. RefSeq names its product putative nuclease HARBI1. The coding region runs from base 18 to 1124 and encodes 368 amino acids. The transcript is spliced from 2 exons. NCBI's taxonomy places the organism in Eukaryota, Metazoa, Arthropoda, Insecta, Lepidoptera, Gelechiidae. The record is from RefSeq and is a predicted model, not a curated record.